UGUUUUUUUUUUUUUUUUUUUUUGUUGGCUGUGCGAACGAGCCAACGGGCAGCAUUAAAGUUGCUCCACGGCUUGGCCGCUUAAAUAAUUUCGAGUGGCGAACGGUAGCAUAAUUAUCGGCACGCUGGAGAAACAAAAUAAACGCUCCCAGCUCAUACGCGACAAAAUGGUGUUGGCCGAGCGCAACACCGGCGACAUUGUGCGCAAUGGCCGCCGCUCACGUGGACCCAGCCCCAAUACACAUACAAGCGGCGCUGGCAGCGGUGCUGCUGGCCAUGGCCACAAUUCUGCCACCGGCAUGGCCGGCGGCGGCGGCGGUGGUGGCGGUGGCGGCGGCGGCGGAUCCGGUGGCACAAACUCCACGGGCAAUGAGAAGGCCACAGCUAACGUACCGGGUGCCGGCACACCGGAGAGCUCCGACGAUGAUAACUCGACAAAACGCAACGGCAAAUCCAAGGCAAAGCAGUCGGAAUACGAAGAGAAAAUACGCGUUGGACGCGACUAUCAGGCGGUGUGUCCACAGCUGGUGCCCGAACUGGAUCGCCGUCCGGAGCUGAUGAACGAGCGCGCCUUGUUGGUCUGGUCGCCCACCAAGGAGAUACCCGACAUGAAGCUGGAGGAAUACAUUUCGGUGGCAAAGGAGAAGUAUGGCUACAAUGGCGAACAGGCAUUGGGCAUGCUGUUCUGGCAUAAACACGAUCUGGAGCGUGCCGUCAUGGAUUUGGCAAAUUUCACACCGUUCCCGGAUGAAUGGACCAUCGAGGACAAGGUGCUAUUCGAUCAGGCAUUUCAGUUUCAUGGCAAAAGCUUCCAUCGCAUACGCCAAAUGCUGCCAGACAAAUCGAUAGCCAGUCUGGUCAAAUAUUAUUAUUCGUGGAAGAAGACGCGUCAUCGCAGCAGCGCCAUGGAUCGCCAGGAGAAAAUGAUAAAGACGGCCGUCAAGGAUGGCUCCGAGAACGGCAGCGAGGUGGGCAGCAAUGAGGAAUCCGAUAACGAUGACAAGGUAAUUAUCAGUUAG
This is a messenger RNA of Drosophila novamexicana, 1018 nucleotides long. RefSeq names its product REST corepressor (gene CoRest). The record is from RefSeq and is a predicted model, not a curated record. Bases 167 to 1018 code for a protein of 283 amino acids. Gene Ontology annotation, cellular component: histone deacetylase complex; transcription regulator complex. Lineage: Eukaryota; Metazoa; Arthropoda; Insecta; Diptera; Drosophilidae. The transcript has 6 exons. Gene Ontology annotation, molecular function: transcription corepressor activity. Gene Ontology annotation, biological process: negative regulation of DNA-templated transcription; regulation of transcription by RNA polymerase II.